Molecule: messenger RNA, 1948 nt
Organism: Betta splendens (Siamese fighting fish)
Lineage: Eukaryota; Metazoa; Chordata; Actinopteri; Anabantiformes; Osphronemidae
Gene: ivd
Product: isovaleryl-CoA dehydrogenase
Exons: 12
Coding region: 145-1398 (417 amino acids)
Biological process (GO): L-leucine catabolic process
Cellular component (GO): mitochondrion
Molecular function (GO): flavin adenine dinucleotide binding; 3-methylbutanoyl-CoA dehydrogenase activity
Source: RefSeq, a predicted model, not a curated record
CUGUGUGUCGUUUCUGGUACUGGUAUUUAGUGGCAGAGUGAGACCUCUCUUUUCUUCUGCACUUAAGUGGUUGAUUCGACAGGCAAACUCAGUGUCUGGGAGUUUUGUUUAUUCGUGCUCAGCUAACAGCUCGUAAUAAACGCCAUGCUUGCAGUAAGAAGCGCUUUCCGUCUGGGCUCCAGGCUUCAUAUCCCGGCGGUGGCCAGGAGGGGAUGCGCCGGGGCUGCUAUCCCGGUGGACGAUGUAGUGAACGGGCUCACCGAAGAGCAGAUACAGCUCAGGCAGACAGUUCGCAAAUUCUGUGCAGAGAAGCUGGCGCCUUAUGCAGACGAAAUUGACAAGAAGAAUGACUUUCCAGGAAUGCGGAAAUUUUGGAAAGAGAUGGGGGAGAUGGGCCUGCUUGGGAUGACUGCUCCAGUGGAGAUUGGGGGCACAGGAUUGGGUUACUUAGAUCAUUGCAUUGUGAUGGAGGAACUGUCACGAGUGGCUGCAGGUGUUGCUCUCAGCUACGGUGCCCACUCCAACCUCUGCAUCAACCAGUUGGUACGCCACGCAAACGCAAAGCAGAAGGAGAAGUACUUGCCAAAGUUAAUAACAGGAGAGCAUGUCGGAGCUCUGGCAAUGAGUGAAGCCAAUUCUGGUUCUGAUGUUGUAUCGAUGAAACUCAAAGCCAAGAAGAAAGGUGACUAUUAUGUCCUGAAUGGCAACAAGUUCUGGAUCACAAAUGGCCCAGAUGCUGAUGUCCUUAUUGUUUAUGCUAAGACAGACCCUGAAGCCCAUCAAAGAGGCAUCACAGCCUUUAUUGUUGAAAAGGAAACGCCAGGAUUCUCCACAGCACAGAAGCUCGACAAACUAGGCAUGAGGGGAUCCAACACGUCUGAGCUGAUCUUUGAGGACUGUAAAAUCCCAGAGUCAAACGUCCUUGGUCACUUGAAUAAAGGAGUGUAUGUGCUGAUGAGUGGCCUCGAUCUGGAGAGACUGGUGCUUGCAGCAGGACCAGUUGGCAUCAUGCAGGCGGUUUUGGACUCUGCGGUUCCUUACUUACACGUCAGAGAAGCGUUUGGACAGAAGAUUGGUCAUUUUCAGCUAAUGCAAGGCAAGAUGGCCGACAUGUACACCAGACUGAGCUCCUGUCGGCAGUAUCUGUACAACGUUGCUCGGGCUUGUGACAAAGGACACAUUAAUUCUAUGGAUUGUGCUGGAGUUAUUCUGUAUUGUGCGGAGAACGCCACUCAGGUUGCUUUGGAUGGUAUUCAGUGUUUGGGUGGGAACGGUUAUAUCAACGAUUACCCCAUGGGACGGUAUCUGCGUGAUGCAAAGCUGUAUGAAAUCGGCGCAGGCACCAGUGAAAUACGCCGACUCGUCAUUGGAAGAGCCUUGAACGCCAUGUUCAGAUAAACAGGACAGGAAGGAGAAAUAAGACUGAAUCAGAGGUCUGUCACCAAUUAAGACUCCUGAUCAAAGUGAUUGUUUCUGCUCUUGGUUGAAUCAGUAUCGUCUGACAUUUCAGUCCAUCUACACAAUACAUGAAAUAGCUGGCGCUGUGGUGGUGUCUCAAGCUGUCUGGCAAUGGGAAGAACAAAUGCUGAUGUUGGUUUGUGGCGUUGAGGUUGUGUUGUUUUCUUUUUUAAGCCACUACUCUCGAUCACUCAUUUAACGACUGAAAUGGCAAUGAAGCAAAUAACCCUACAGAUUUUUCUUUUAAAAAUAUAAUAGACCUUAGUGUUUUUAUGCAGCACACAUGGUGUGGAUUGGAAAUAUAGCACAGUAUACAGGUCUACGUGCCUUUUCUAAGGGAAACACAAGAUGAGUUUGAAGAUGAAGAUUGAUUUCAACGUUCAUUAAUGAUCAUCUGAGUGAUGUCGGUGAGAAUGUCUUCCCAUGUAACUCAAACCUCCCUUUCACAGUGUCUGUAGUGUUUAGCAUUAAAUAAAAGUAUUAAAUGAGA